Ceratotherium simum simum (southern white rhinoceros) is the source of this 1480-nucleotide messenger RNA. The record is from RefSeq and is a predicted model, not a curated record. NCBI's taxonomy places the organism in Eukaryota, Metazoa, Chordata, Mammalia, Perissodactyla, Rhinocerotidae.
UUCCGAAGCCCAUGGCAUGCAGUUUGACAAGCCCUGGGCCCAUGGGUUUACCCCUCCCAGAGUUCUGGAUGUCCGCCCGGGAACAGCUUUGGGGCCAUGCCAAUUUCACCCACUUUAACCUCCUUGCAUCCUGAUUUUGGUGUCUCCCAUCUAGAUCCUCGAUUCAGUGAUGCAAAGCCUUUCAGGGUUGGCUGGAAGCCACAGCCCAGCAUCCCAAUGCAGUCUGAAUCCGGCUGGUGUGAAGAGGAGACCCCUUCCCUCUUGUGGGGUUUGGAUCCUGUGUUUCUAGCCUUUGCAAAACUCUACAUCAGGGAUAUCCUGGACUUGAAGGAGUCCUGCCAGGUGCCAGGUGUAUUUUUUUACAACGGACAUCCAAUAAAGCAGGUAGAUGUCUUGGGAACUGUAAUUGGAGUGAGAGAAAGAGAUGCUUUCUACAGUUAUGGAGUGGACGAUAGCACUGGAGUUAUAAACUGCAUCUGCUGGAAAAAGUUGAGCAAUACCAACUCUUCAUCAGCUAUAGCUGCUCCAACAGCAAGAGAGCUGAGCUUAACCUCACAGUUUAAGAAGCUGCAAGAGACCAUUGAGCAGCAAACAAAGAUAGAAAUUGGGGACGUUAUCCGGAUCAGAGGUUAUGUCCGCAUGUACAGAGAAGAGCGAGAAAUUCAUGCCACUGCGUAUUAUAAGGUGGACGAUCCAGUGUGCAACAUUCAAAUUGCAAGGAUGCUUGAGCUGCCCAAUAUCUACAGGAAAGUUUAUGACCAGCCUUUCCGCAGCCCGGCCCUAGAGAAAGAAGAGGCACUAAGCAGCAAUCCCGGAGCCCUGGACCUUGCCAGUCUCACAUGUUUGCUGAGUGAAAAAGCCAAAGAAUUCCUUGUGAAGAACAGAGUGCAAACCUUUUACCAGCAGGAAUUGGAAAUGGUGGACUCUCUGCUGUCCCUUGCCAACCAGCCUGUGAUUCACAGCGCCUGCUCUGAGCAAGUGGAUUUUAAGAAUGACACCACUCCCAAGGCAAUUCAUAGUAUAUUUAAGAAUGCUAUAAAGCUGCUGCAGGAAAAAGGACUUGUUUUCCAGAAAGAUGGUGGUUUUGACAACCUAUUCUAUGUAACCAGAGAAGACAAAGAACUGCACAGAAAGAUCCACCGUAUCAUUCAAGAAGACUGUCAGAAACCAAAUCACAUGGAGAAGGGCUGCCACUUCCUGCACAUCUUGGCCUGUGCCCGCCUGAGCCUCAGCCCGGGCCUGAGUGAAGCUGUGCUGCAGCAGGUGCUGGAGCUCCUGGAGGACCAGAGUGACAUCGUCAGCACCAUGGAGCACUAUUACAUAGCCUUCUGAGGAGAGGCGGCAGGCAGCACGGGCAGAGCCGGGCCAAGUGGGGAAAGACCAGGUGCUGUUCACUCCCAGGCUCUGAUUUAAACAUCAUGCAGAGGCUUAUAGGCCUGGAGGCAAUUAUCUCAUAAUAAACUAUGAAAUGGUCAUUUGA